This is a messenger RNA of Colletotrichum truncatum, 2130 nucleotides long. Its product is annotated as nad-dependent histone deacetylase sir2. Gene Ontology annotation, cellular component: nucleus; mating-type region heterochromatin. The record is from RefSeq and is a predicted model, not a curated record. Gene Ontology annotation, molecular function: NAD+ binding; histone deacetylase activity, NAD-dependent. Gene Ontology annotation, biological process: replication-born double-strand break repair via sister chromatid exchange; regulation of DNA repair; negative regulation of transcription by RNA polymerase II. Lineage: Eukaryota; Fungi; Ascomycota; Sordariomycetes; Glomerellales; Glomerellaceae.
AUGGUUUUUCGCACUUUCCUCGCCCGUUUUCUUCCCUCCUUUCCCUUGUCCCCGACCGCCGACGUCGAAAUGGACGCACCGCCUUCUCCUUCAAAUAUGGACGUCGACGCGCACCAGCACACCUCAUCUCCCUCAGAUUCGCCCCUCUCCUCACCCCUUUCCGUGCUGUCCAAGUCUCCUUCGAUACCUUCGUCUCCCGAAGUUGAUAUGGACGCGUCAAAACGAUAUCCGUCUCCGACCUCUUCCAUGCCUUCGGGCGCACAGUCACCUGUAAAGCUAGAAGCUACCGACGACUCCUUGCCCGCCAUCAAGCUUGACGACCCUGCCGACUCUAUCAAUGUUAACUCUAGCGACGUCAACGAAGGGCAGCCGCCUCGAAAGCGGCGCAAGAUCACACCUCCCAAGGAGCGCACUACCGAACACCUUGAUUUAGACAGUUGUGACGUGAACGACGAAAAAUUAGCGCGUCUGGUCUCUGCACUCAAGAAAAGGAAGAAAAUUGUUGUCAUCGCUGGUGCUGGCAUCUCGGUUUCUGCAGGCAUCCCGGAUUUCCGCUCCAAAAAAGGCCUCUUCGCGACAUUACCCAAUGACCACAAGAUGAAGGGCUCGGGCAAGCACCUUUUUGACGCGUCCGUUUACAAGCACGACUCCUCCACCGAGAAAUUUCACAAGAUGAUUUGCGACUUGUCUACUAUGGUCAAAGCCGCCAAGCCAACGCCCUUUCAUCACCUGCUUGCUUCCCUCGCUCAUGAGAAGCGGUUACUCAGACUCUACAGUCAAAAUGUUGACUGUAUCGAUACAAACUUGGGACCGCUGAAGACAGCUGUUCCCCUUAAUAUUAAAGGACCCUGGCCUACGACCAUUCAGUUACAUGGGAGUGUCGAGCACAUGGUUUGCUCAAAAUGUACCGACAUUAAACCUUUGGAAACAGAGCUUUUCGUGGGUCACGAGGCUCCACUAUGUGAGGAGUGCAAGACUAUUGAUGAACUCCGAACUCAGUUUGAGCAAAGACGCAGCCACGGUAUUGGACGCCUGCGCCCCAGAAUGGUUCUCUAUAACGAAUUCAAUCCCGAUGAAGAGGCAAUUGGAAAAGUCUCAAGCGUGGAUCUAAAGUCGCGUCCAGAUGCGGUCAUUGUUGUCGGCACUAGCUUGAAGAUUCCCGGCGUUAGGCGACUCGUCAAGGAAUUGUGUCAGGUGACCCGUAGUCGCAGGGAUGGCUUUACUGCAUGGAUCAACGUCGAUUCCGAACCACAACACAACGAUUUCAAAGACUGCUGGGACUUGGUAGUACGUGGGAAGUGCGAUGAUGUCGCUCAUUGGGUCGGCUUGCCCCGGUUUGAUGAGCCUGCGUGUGAAGGCAACCCGUACCUCAGUGAAGAGGACGAACUACAGCGCAAGGCCAGGCUUCUUAGGGAUAAUCUCGAGGUGGCGCUCACUUCCCCCACACCUGGAUCACCUGGCAAAUCCGAGUCGGCUACUGUGCCAGAGACGAAGAAACGCAAACUUGUCGACCCAGUUCAGAGUAUCCCAACUCCGACGGCGAGUCCCAAAAUCAAGGCUGCCGAGGCUGGAAAGAAGGCUGCUAAGCCCAAGCAAAGUAAGCUUUCAUUUGGUGGUCAGCAUGUCGCUUCAGAGAGCGACGCGCCAGCCAAGAAGGCCAAGAAGACGGCAGCCAAGAAGCCUCGCAAGCCCAACGCAAAGAAAUCCGCCGAGCCUCCGAAAAAUGCACUCAGCCAGACAUUCAAGACUCAGAAGAACCGAGAACUUGCCGACAUGCCCCAGGAGACUCUUGCUGGCAAGUUGGACAACCAGCACUACAAAUACGUCGAAGAGAAACCCAGUUUGCUCCCGCCUUUGAGACCUGAAUCUCAAAAACCGGCCCAAAACAUAUAUUAUCCACAAAAACCGGCGGCCGAACCUUUUCAAGACGAUUGCGCGCUACCAGCAAAGCUUCCAGGGAACAUCUCGCGUCCCUCACUGACAGAGCGGCCCAAGUCUUCAGCCGGCAUAACGUUGCAAAGCGUCAAAAACUCUGUACGCCCAGCAACACCUAAACAUGAGCGAAGGAAAUCUGCCGAUACGAUCUCACCCCAAUCUGUUCCUAGGGGUAUGGAAGGGCUGAUGGAUUGA